UUGAAAAAAUGUAUCCAGAUCCAAUAGAAUGUUUCAAGCAAGUUGACAGAAUUCAUCAGUUGUGUAAUGAGUUGGUUAAUGAAUAUAAUCAAAAAAUGAGUUCUGAUGUGUCACAUGUUGGUACAAAAGAAGUUGAUGAAAGUAGAAAUACAAGCAUAUUUGGGGGUGAUGAUUAUAUAGUGUAUCUUAAAAGAAGAAAAAUGACAAGGGGUUCAUGUGUAAAUGUUGAGUUUGAUCAUUAUCUUGAGGAGGAAAUUCAUCCUCCAAAUGAUCCUAACUUUAAUGUUUUGAAAUGGUGGAAGAACAAUCAAAUGAAAUUUAAAAUUUUGGCAAAAAUAGCCAAGGAUAUAUAUGUCAUUCCAGCAUCCACUGUUGCUUCUGAAUAUGCUUUUAGUACAAGUGGUCGUGUAAUCUCUCCUCAUCGCAGAAAGCUCAAAGAAAGCAUAAUUGAAGCUUUGAUGUGUGGCCAAAGUUGGUUGUGGGCAGCUUUAGGGAAUAAAGGUUUGAAUCUUGAUCUUCAAACCUUUAAUGAUGAUGAAGAUGUGGAAAGUGAUCAAGAAUAAGGAUUGAAGACUUUUUUAUAUUUUAAUGAUGUAAUUUCUUUAUGUUUGUAUUUUAAUUUAGUUAUUUGACAUUGUAUGAACUCUUUUUUAAUUUUAAGUUA
Arachis ipaensis is the source of this 664-nucleotide messenger RNA. NCBI's taxonomy places the organism in Eukaryota, Viridiplantae, Streptophyta, Magnoliopsida, Fabales, Fabaceae. The record is from RefSeq and is a predicted model, not a curated record.